UUCCACACAGUCCUGCAGCUUCGGAUCCACAGACGGAAUCAAGACUGUACCUCUGAUUCAGAUCCAUGGAUCUCAGCCUCAGGCCCAGCUCUGGCUCCGGCUUUGCCCCCUGCUCCCGCUUCUUUCGUUGUCAGCCCUGGCGUCUUUUCCCCUGAACCAGCAUAUUGUCCUUGGAGGUCUCCAAAGAAGGAAUCUUCCAAGAACUCCCAACACUGGAAGGAGCCCAAGGUCAGGGGGAAUUUGACAUAUCACCUGUACAUGCCUCCAGAACGAAGACAAGGGCCUAGGGAAGAUCUCCAAGCAGAGGGCUCAACCCUGGGACCCCCAGGGCCAUCACUGUGGGAGGAGAAAAACUCACAGAGGCCACACCCUCGGAUGAAGCCCUCCUCACCAGGAAACUCCAGGCCCUCACCCCCUUCACACAAGCUGGAACUUCAGACCCUUAAAUUGGAAGAGCUGACGGUCUCAGAGCUUCGGCAGCAGCUGCGCCUACGGGGACUCCCAGUCUCCGGGACCAAGUCGAUGCUCCUGGAGCGCAUGCGCGGUGGCGCCCCGCCCAGAGAACGGCAGAAGCCCCGGCGUGAGGACAAAGAGGCUGCGGCUCCCUGGCCGCGUCUUAGGCCUAAGGCUCUGGGACGUACCCGGCGGCCCGGCACGGUAAAGACAAGUGCAACGACUCAUAGGCUGCCGUUUUCUGAAGUUGCGGAUCCCCUGGGCGCUGCUCCAGCUCCGGCUCCCGCGCCGGUUCAGGCGCCCGCUCCAGCUUCGGCUCCGGCUCUUCCAACUCCCUUUCCAACAUCUUCUCCAGCCAGCCUGACUCUGGAGGAGGAGCUGCAGGAAGCGAUCCAUAGGGCUCAGCUGCUUCCGAAUCGGGACAUCGAUGACAUCCUGGAAGACCAAGUGGAGCCAGAUGACCUGCUGCCUCCCAUCCCCUUGGACUUCCCGGGCUCGUUUGACGUGCUGUCUCCCUCCCCGGACUCGGAUGGCUUCUCUUCCGUUUUUUCUUCUUCACUCCCAUCCCCCACAAGCUCCCUGUCCCCUUCUCCAAAGGCACUUACAGAUUCCUUGGACUGGCUGGAGGCCUUGAGUGGCGGUCCACCGCUGGACUCUGGGCCUCCAGGGCCCAGCAUCUUCUCUGCGGACUUAUCUGACCCCAGUGGCAACCGUCUUUGGGAACUGCUUCCAGAUGCAUGAGAAGGAC
Microtus oregoni (creeping vole) is the source of this 1201-nucleotide messenger RNA. It is a transcript of the gene Mamstr, whose product is annotated as MEF2 activating motif and SAP domain containing transcriptional regulator. The transcript has 8 exons. Lineage: Eukaryota; Metazoa; Chordata; Mammalia; Rodentia; Cricetidae. Gene Ontology annotation, biological process: regulation of transcription by RNA polymerase II. The record is from RefSeq and is a predicted model, not a curated record. Gene Ontology annotation, molecular function: transcription coregulator activity. Gene Ontology annotation, cellular component: nucleus. Bases 259 to 1194 code for a protein of 311 amino acids.